AUGACGCGGCACGUGCAAUCUGACGAGCGCCCCCGACACAGCGCCGCCGCCGCCGCCGCCUCCGCAGCACGCGUCACGACGGCAGUCAGCUGGCGACCGCCGGGCCGCGAGGUCGCGGCCGCUGUCGCGUUCGACGCUAGGCUACACCACUGUGCGCCGAGCUACUGUGUGUCGUGUGGGGGCGGGGACGGGGGCGUGUGUGCAAGUGAACGCCGGAGGACGCCCGAGAGCCUGAGGAGGUGCCGGUCAGCGCUGGCGGUGCUCCUGGUGGCAGCAGCGGCGCUGCUUCCCGCCACCCACGCCGCCCCCGCUGCCGCCCCCGCCGCCCACAAGGCGGACGACUGGAUCGACCCCUGCGGCAUAUACAGGGACGCCCCAGGCGUCCUCAACAUGAAGAACGUCAAGAAGGUGCUCAGGGUGUUCCGAAAUUACCUCCACGGCACCUUCAACAGCGUGAAGAAGGAGUGGGAUCGAGCCAGCAGCGUCUACGAAGGGCUGAAAGAAAUUGAAAUGGACAUGGAGUGGCUUCCAAGGAACCAGUACAACCACUACAAGGACACCAUCCAAGGGCUGACACUUCCCGAAAAGCCGGCCCACGUCCUCCAGCACGUGCACGACGGCGUGCAGAAGUACCUGGCCACCGUGGCGUGGCUGCAGAGGGACGCAGCCAGCAGCCUGCUGCUGCACAAGGACCUCGCCACGCGCGCCCACUUCCUCUCCGAGAUACGCAGCAAGCUCAAAAGUUUGCAGUGCGCGGCGCAGAAGGCGAUCGUGGACAGCAAGGUGCGGCUGCAGGUGCAGCGGCCGCAGCUGGAGGAGGUGGUGGACGCGGUGCGCCACCGGCAGCCGUCGCAGGGCACGCCGCAGCUGCUGCUGCGCGACCGCACCUACCUCACCCUGCUCAAGGCCUUCCUGGCCGACUGGCAGAAGGUGGUCGGCGAGGUGCUCAAGGAGGUGACCCGCGACCUCAAGAAGAAGAGCAAGCAGCCGAAGAAGGACGCGACCCGCGGCGCCAAGAGCAAGAACACGACAGCCGCCCCCCGCCGCCAGCGCCACAAGAGGCGGAAGGAGCAGCAGCGGCGCCAGCAGGCGUAGCGCCGGCCCCCGCGGCCGCCCCCGCCGCCGCCGCCGCCGCGCCGCCCCCACGACUGAAGCCGCCCCGCGGCUCGCUCCUGGCUGUGAUACAGAAUCUCCCCUUCUCGCCGCUCUCUGCAGCGCGCCUGUCCUGUCGAACCGCAGUAUUAGCUUUAGGGCAAUCAUCCUCCACCAGUCAUCUUAUUUAUUGUCCACACGUACCCAUUAUUUAUAACUAUUUAUUAUUUAUUUAUUUAUUUAUAAUUUAUUCGCUCGUCCUCACGCGUCUCUCGCAUUGUGUUUUAUAUUUCGUACAUUCCAAUACAAGAGAAUUAAACUUUUUACUUUUAUAGAAAAA
Schistocerca gregaria is the source of this 1432-nucleotide messenger RNA. RefSeq lists its product as uncharacterized. NCBI's taxonomy places the organism in Eukaryota, Metazoa, Arthropoda, Insecta, Orthoptera, Acrididae. Bases 1 to 1095 code for a protein of 364 amino acids. The record is from RefSeq and is a predicted model, not a curated record. The transcript has 6 exons.